Molecule: messenger RNA, 1425 nt
Organism: Cyphellophora attinorum
Lineage: Eukaryota; Fungi; Ascomycota; Eurotiomycetes; Chaetothyriales; Cyphellophoraceae
Product: Vegetative incompatibility protein HET-E-1
Exons: 2
Coding region: 1-1425 (474 amino acids)
Source: RefSeq, a predicted model, not a curated record
AUGCGUUAUGAUCCAAGCUGGCCGUUUACACGAGGCUGGACUUUGCAGGAGCUCAUCGCACCCAAGGUUGUAGAGUUCUACUUUCGCGAAGGAGACAUAUUGGGGACCAAAGAAGAGCUGCGGUCGCAGAUAAGUGGGAUCACUGGAAUUCCUCCUCAAGCACUCGGUGGAACCCCGCUCGCGCGAUUCACUGUUGAGGAGCGGAUGGCCUGGGCAACGAAUCGACAAACGAAGCGCAAGGAAGACAAGGCGUAUUGCCUUCUGGGCAUCUUCGACGUCAGUAUGCCCCUAAUCUACGGGGAACGUGACAAAGCUCUUGCACGAUUGAGAGAAGAGAUACAGAAGUCGUCGGCCAUACAGAACCGUGUCUCGCACAUCUCGACGGGGGACACACAGUCAUACAGACCUAGUCAGAAUCAGAGCACUGCUGAGGAUAGAGCCAUUACAUACCGUCGGGCGCAGACAAACUUGCCGACAGCGACUGGGGAAAUGAGCCAUACUUCCCGCAUUGCGAGAAGUGGCCUCCACUCAAAGAUGGCUGCUGCUGGACUGAGUGCAGGGAGCAUACUCGGUAUCGCUGGCGAUUUUAUGCGCGAGCGGCAACGGCAUCCAGGUGCUCCCCAAAAUCAACCUGUCUCGUACGAGCCUCGAUCAGACCAUCACAUCAGCGCUUCUGGGAAUUCCCGUGUGGAAGGAUACCAUCGAUACUACACUGAUCCCCGCACUGGAAAAUCUACUGAGGUAGACCAGGGAAAGGACGCUGAGUAUUCUAAAGAGCAAGGUCGAGAAUCAGCUAUGGAUGACUUGAGGAACUACGAUUUGGAUGAACAGGCCCCUCAGAAAAAAUACUAUACCCGUAGCGCACGCGACUUCCCGAACGUUGAUUCAUUUGUGAACGAGAUAGAGCCGGUGCAGGCCAAGUACUACAAUGACUACUUCGUGCCUGGCACAGGAAUCGACCGCGAGGUUAUACAACACAUGAUUUGUCGUUAUUUCGGGAACGACGCCACCGUGCGUCCUUACCAGAACAAAGAUGGCCGUACUGGUUUCCUGGUUCGGUUCUACACGGCCCUCACAAGCGCAAUUAUCGACGAUUUGAAGAAGGAUAGCGCCAAAUGGCGCAAAGAUCGAGAUCAGGACCAGAGGCAAGGGCGCAGCACAGGAUCCUAUGCGGAGUAUGCUGCGGAAGGCAGUAUAGAUCGCGGUGCCUGUCAUGGAGAUCGGCUCUUGAGUGCUGGCAGCGCUUGGGACUACAUCCAACGCAGCGAACAAUUUCGCCUCAGCUUGAUUGACGUCGGAGACGUCUCGGAACGAUUGAAGCAUAUGACUCGUGAUGACGGCCAUGGGCCUGUGUUCCGCGAGAGCGACGUGAGACAGGCGAUUCAGGAGAGCGCUUCUGCAGGACCUCGCAAUGACAUGAUAUAA